AGCGAGAGGGGGAGCAAACACACUGAGAGACGAGGAGAGAACAGGGAGCUCAGUAAAUCUCUGGCGGAGAGGGAGGAAACGAGAGGAAUCACAGACUUACACCAGGCUCAGCUGAGGACUUGACGAAUGCUCAUCCGGCCCGGCUUAAGGUUGUCCUCACUCAGUCAGCUGUGAAUGAGCGUCUGAGCAGAAUGGGGAUGGUUUUGGUCCGACAGCCGCCGCGUAGGAUCAGCCCCUCUGUAGAUGAUCAUCACUCCUGUUGGAUUAUUUCACAAGAUGUUAUGAAUGGGAAUGGCAACAGGAGGAGAAGAUGAACCUUGACUCUCUGGAAGGCUCGAUCCAGAACCUGCUGUCGGUCCUGUAUCCACCCUUUGAGGCCACUGCACCCACUCUUCUCAGCCAGCUCUUUAAAAUCAUUGAAAGUCGAUAUCAAGGCGACGCUCUGCGGUGCCUGCUGGACUUCCUGGUCCCAGCAAAGCACAUCUUGGACACUGUGCAGCAGGCUGCAUGUUCUCAGUACUCGGACGGUCUUUUCCUCUGUGAAGGCUGGCCGCUGUGUUUGCGUGACCAAGUCGUCAUCCACUUUGCUCCCAUCGACCCACUGCAACUCCAGCCCGGUGACUUUUACCUCCAAGUGGCACCGUUCUGCGACCAAUCAGCUCGCAUCGUGGUUUGCAGCCUUUUGGAAGAGGAGGAGCUCCGAGUGGAAGUAGUGGAGGAAACCCCAAUCCCCGAAACCUCAUACCCGUGUAUAUUCAGCCGUGACUGGUUGGAGGAGAUCAACCAGGGUCGCCAUGGGACCCCCCUCAGCCGAUGCCUGCUCGCCACUGAGCAGGGCGUGGUGAGGUUACCAUGGGAACGGGUGGCCGUGCCUGAUUUUGUGGAUGUGCCGGAGCGUUUUGGGAGUAGUAUGGCCUCUACUCCCUCUUCAUAUCCACCUCUACCACCUCCACUUCCUCUUCCUCAUUUUCCUGAGACUUCUUCAUCAAAACACCCACUUCCUCUCUCAUCUUCAAAGGAAUCUGCACAACCUCAAACUAAUUCUGUCAAAAAAUCUUCACAUGCACCUUCCUUUUCUGUGGAGACAAGGAUUUGUCCGGCAAAGCACGGCAUCGCUGUGUCACUUUGUUUGGUCGAUACUAGCACUGCUUCUUCAUCCAGGGUGUUUAAAUUAAAAGAGCCUGAAGCAGAGUCCAAGCCCAUAGGCUGGGUUUCUCCAAAUACAUGGGACAGCCGCUGUACUGGGCCGGAUACGAAUGCAGAGACUAAAACGAGUAGUAAGGGUGGAGAUCCGAUUGUUGAUGAAAAUAUAGAAGAUAAACACAAAGAUACAAGCAGAGGUCAACAAACAGACCAAAAUAAUAGUACAAGGUGUGCAGAAGGAGAAUAUAUUGAUAUACAGCAGGCAACUAUGCUUUUUGGGAGAGCGCAGUCAGCAUCUGGAGGUCAACAGAAACUAGAAAUGCAACCACACACACAAACCGAAGCACAAAUGCAAAGAGUUCCACAAAGGCAAUUACAAAUGCAACCUCAUGCAUAUAUGGAGUCGUACAUGCAAACACAAGGACAGGUAUGCACACAGAUACCACCUCAGACACAUGCACAGUUACUUACAAAACCACCAACACACAGUCCUGUAUUAUUGAAGCCUAACACAUCAGGGGAAACAGGACCUCCACCUGCCCUCCAGCAUUCCCAGCCUCAUCUUCAGGACUCCACUGAUGCGUCUCCAUGCGUCCGAACUCUCCGGUUCUCAGAGAAACCCUGUACCCCAUGCAUGAAGAGGAAACAAGGCGGGAAGUUUUCCAGAGCUCAGGAGUUGAGGUGUCGCUACAGAGACUCGUACCAGGCUGCGAUCCAGAACCCUGUCGCUUUUGGACAGGAGAAAGACAGGGGGAAAAUGUUGGCGGUUUUGGAGGAGGAUGGUGAUUUUUCACAGUGUGAGGGCAAGAACUGGCAAACAGAGACCGAUACAGGAGAGCCGUGGUGUCACAUCCAAGAAACGUGGAUUCAAAACCAGCCUGAUUCCUCUGUUAGUGGCGCAAUCUGUAAGGAGUCAGGGGAAAUAAACACUGUUCCAUAUUGGAAACCAGGAGACCCUGCUGCCUGUAUGGAUUACAGAGCUACUAGUUCUCAGAUAACUGAAAGGACCACUGUGCCACUUAGGGAACCAAGGGACACACACUCCGCCAGACCACAUGGCAAUUUACAUGUAAACGGGACAAGUUCACCAGCAGGAGUGAGAGCAAAUGCACUGUUUAGCUCAAACGAAUCUAAACAGUCAGAUGUGGUCCCCACCAAGCCUUAUGGAUUACCGUUUUGUUCAGGUGAAAUUUCAGGGAUGAACAUGAACACCGCCAAAGCUUGUGAACAGCUACAAAACAGAACCAACUCUUUCAGGCUUCAUUCAGUUGUGUCUCCUGCAUCUCCACUCAGCAGAAGGGAAUCGGUUUUGUCAGAUGGAAGGUGUUCCUCUCUUUCCACAGCAGUGGUGGACACCUCAGAGAAGUGUGAUGUGGUUAUAGUUGAAGGUCAGAGGGUUAGGAGAAGAGAAACCAUGGACUCCUGUGCAGAGAUUCCUCAGCUGCAUGUGGUUAAGUGUAAAAACAGCACAGCCUUCGGACUGGUUUCCCCAAAGAUCAACAGGAGGAAGUUGGUCAUUCCAGAUGUUGCUCAAACUGGUAGUAGAAAUGGACAUCAGAUGGAGAACCAGCCUCAGUCUGAUCAACCUCCAGCAGUAGUGAUGCAGAAGAACCCUCCAUCUGCCCGUCCCAGACCAGACCACCUCCCCCUGGGUUCCCCAGACCCCAGAGCCCACCCCCUCUAUCAAGGAGUAACAUCACUCACAGGAGGCAGAGACAGAACAGGCAGAGCAAUAGUUGAGCUCUAUGGAGACCACGAGGGAUGGAGAUCAACGAUAACAAGCCAGGAGCUGUUUAAAGUGCUGCUGUACUUCUACUCCAUCACCAGAAGAGAAAUCAGAGAAGCCGGACUGACACUGAUCUUUGAUGCAAGAAAGACAAAUCCUCAACCACAGCUCUAUAAAGCCUUAAUGUCGCUUCAAGAGCAGACUCCCCAGGCCGUGAACAGUUUGGUGCUUCUGGUGGAUAAAGAGAACAGCCAUCGGCCAGAGAGGUGUCCAGGGAUCCAGACUGAGGUGUUGACUUCAAUGAAAGCCCUGUUGAAGCUGGUGGAGGUGGGUCAGCUGAGCUCCCACCUGGAUGGGACUCUGUGUCCGAGCCUCUGCGACUGGAUGGAGCUGAACCAGAAACUUUACCCAUUUGUGUCUGAUCUUUAUGAGGCGUCCAGUCUGUUACUUCGAGCCAUCAGUAGGUUAGAGGAACCUGUGAGGACGGACACUGUUCAGACUGUGCAGCAGUGCAUUAUGGACCAGAGGACUUUGAUGAGGGAUGUUCUGGAAGACAUCCGAUUGGUCAGCCUGCAGAGGGAGGGCGGGGCCAUGUUGGCUCGACUGAGAAAGGAGAGCGACCUCAAAUAUCCCCACAGUGAAGACCUGAGUGAUGCGGUGGACUCAGUCACCAGCCUUUAUAACCAUGUGGAGGAACAGACUCAUGUCUUGGUGCAGAGAUCCAACAUGUCACUGGAACAUCUGGAUUAUCUGCUGCAACUCAGAGAAAUUGAAGGACACUUUUCACAGAUGCAGCAGUGGUUUAAUGUAGAAGGGGAGCGCCACCUGCUGGAGGCCGAGUUGGUGGAGGACUCUGGAGACCGGAUGGAGCAGAUCCUCAACAGCUUCACUCGUUUUCUUAUUGAAGCCAAUGACCGGAGACAUCACGCCAUGUCGUUAGUGUCUGAGGCAGAGCAGCUCCAGCAGAGUGGACCGUCCUACCCGGAGACCGAGACCUUCAGGACUUUGGUCAACUCCUUCAAGUCCGGUCUGGAGGACUUCCUGUGCAGGGCAGAGGCGUGUGGCAGAGAACUGCAGACCAUGGUCAAUGUGUGCGAUUUCUGUGAACAGGCUUCAGCUCUGGCCAGUGAAUGCCAAGACUACCUGGAGCAGAGUCAGCAUCGGACUCCCACAAACCAAGACCAAUUCCAUGACCAAAAUCCUGCACCUGUGGAUCAAGCAAACACUCAACACCAAAACCCAGACCCUGUUCAGACCUCCACCUCCAGUAACCACGCCAUCCUCCAGUCUUUCCAGGACAAGUUCAUCCAGUUCAGCCCAGAAAGGUUUCAGGAGGUGAAGACCCAGGCCAGCACCCUGCAAGGCUCCAGGGGGAUGCGGGUCUGGAACGUGGCCUGGCUCAGAUGCCAGGAGGUCCGGCAGCAGCUUCAGGAGAGGCUUCAGGACGCUGAGGAGAUUUACCACCAGGAAGCACGGUCCAGCAGCUGCUGUGAACAUCAUUAUAUAGACGUGGUGAGCACUAAUAUUCAAACGGUGACACCCGGUGGCCAGACACUGGUGGUUCAGUCGACGCCCGGGCCUCGACACCCACAGUGGGAGGGGAUCGUGUCUGGAGCGGUGGAUUUAGGCAACAGACGACCGACGUUUGGCGCCACCAACUCAACAACUGUGGCCUGCUGCAACAUCAUCGUAAAACCUGAUGAUCACAGUGAUCCUGGAAACAUUCAGGGGUCAGAGGUCCCACCACAGUCACCUCACAGGUCAGUUAAAAAAACGGACAGGGAAACCAGAAGGAGGCAGGCGGCUCGAGCGAGGAGCGAGCGAGAUGCCGCCGCUCUAUCUCAGUCCCAUACUGUCGGCUGCCAGUGGUUUCCAUGGGGGCGAGGUCUGGGGGCCAGGUCGGCGAGCCAGGACUCGUGCACCACCGGGGCAGCGACGGCGGGGUCAUCCACCCCUCCAGAGGAGCGGGUUCGAUCCCCGUCGUCCUGCUCACACCACGGCCAGCCUUCCUGCCGGAUCCUCCAGGAAGCUCAGAAGUUCCAGAUUUCCCGCCAUGGGAGUUUCUGCUCUGAGGAGUCCUGUAUGAGUGACCGGGGGGCGGCGGGGGGAAAUGGCGCUCUGUGCUGUAAACACUCCAGCCUGCCCGUCAGGAGAUAUGAUGAGGCGUUUUGUCCACAGGAAAGUGCCAGCAGUGCCUUGAGGCUGCAGCGAGUCCUGGAGGAGCUGGUCAUCACCGAGCGGGAGUACGUACGCUCACUGGGAUACAUCCUGACCCACUACCUCCCCCUGCUGGACAGACCAGACAUCCCCCAGGACCUCCGGGGAAAGCGUGGCAUCAUCUUCGGGAACCUGGAGAAGCUGUACGACUUCCACAGCCACUACUUCCUGCCAGAGCUGGAGGCGUGUCAGAGGGAGCCCGCCAUGGUCGCCCGCUGCUUCCUCAGACACAGUGAAAGUUUUGGCCUGUAUGCUCUGUACAGCAAGAACAAACCUAAAUCAGACAUUCUGAUCCUGCACCGACGCCAUGACAUCUUCAAGAAAAAGCAGCAGGAGCUCGGGGACCUGAUGGACCUGUCGUCGUACCUGCUCAGACCCAUCCAGAGGAUCAGUAAAUACAGCCUCCUGCUCCAGGACAUGCUGUCUCUGGUCGGCUCAUACAGACCAAAAGACAUGAUCCAAGAUACACUCCUGGCUUCUAGUGUGUGUGCACAGAGUGUGUGUGGGCCCGGUGUGUAUCUGCCUGAUUAUACCAGCACUGAGAGGGAGCGUGAGAAGGCGGAGAUCCAGGCGGCCGCAGACCUGGUGCGGUUUCAGAUGCGUCACGGUAACGACCUGCUCACCAUGGACGCCAUCAGGGACUGUGACGUGAAUCUUAAAGAACAGGGCCAGCUGAUUCGCCAGGAUGAGUUCACCGUUAUCUUCAGGAAGAAAAAAUGUGUCCGCCGCAUAUUCCUGUUUGAAGAGCUCAUCCUCUUCAGCAAAACCAAGAAAACGGAUAUUGGCAAUGACGUCUAUGUCUACAAACAGUCCUUCAAGACCAGUGACAUCGGUAUGACCCAUAACUCUGGUGUCAGCGGUCUGUGUUUUGAGAUCUGGUUCCGCAGGAGGAAAAGUGAGGACACCUACACACUGAGGGCGUCCAGCAUGGAAGUGAAGAAAGCCUGGACCGCCGACCUGGAGAAGAUACUGUGGGAUCAGGCCACUCACAGUAGAGAGAUGCGUUUGCAGGAGAGGGUGUUCAUGGGAAUGGGUCGUAAACCGUUCAUGGACAUUCAACCCAGUGAAGCCGCCAUCUGUGACCGGGCUGUUAACUGCAUCCUGCCUGGUAGAAUCCCUGUGGCGUGUUGUUCACACAGGGGUCUAGAAUAUCCUCGACCUCACUCCAUCGGCUCCGGCUCCACGGCCUCCACCACCAUCAGCCAGUCGUCAUCCUCCUCCGGCCGGGGCUCGCUGCCCCCUGCUGGUUACCCCGGUAACCAGUCACAGGGGGUGGAGACCAGUGCAGCUGUGAGCUCCUCCCCAGAGGCUGUGACCGACAAUGAGCUCAACAACCACCAUCUUCAUCAGCAUCAUCUUCACCGCAAUUGUGAGCGGUGGAAAACAGUCCAUCAUCCUCUGAUCGACAGCACUGAAUCAUCUGGAGACUGCCUCACCGUCUUUGGCUCAGAUCAGAGCUGUUUGUCUGCCAUUGGUGGCGACGUGGUGGACUCCUCCUCCUCAUUCGUCUCCGGACGUCUGUCAAUUUGUCAAACGCCAAGCCUGAGGAUAAACAGCUCCCCGGCCGUCAACAGGAAGAAACCUGGUAUCGCCCCCAAACCUCAGAGUCUGCCUAGUACUCAGGGAGAUAACAUUAUCAUCGGAAAAUCAACAGAAGUUUAACCCUGGAUUCUUGACUUAAGGAGCUGUUCAGUCUGAGUUCUUCUGUUCAUCUGCAGACAACAGCAACCUGAUUACUGCCUUCUUUGGUUUGAUUUUUAAAUUUUAUUUGAUUUUAUUUCGCGUGUGUGUGCGUGUGUCAGUAUCACACUUUCCUACCCUUAAAAGCUCCAUUCAUUAUGGACUGAUGAGAUCCAUGUAAAGACAGGAAAAGACUGUAACAGACAGAGACGCUGAUGGGUCAUGUGAUCAACAGAGUCCUCAUGGAGCUACGAAAGUCCUCUUAUUUUAUUCAUUUGUUUUAUAACAAAGAAAGAGCAGUGGAAGAACUUUUUUUUUGCAGUGAAACAUGAAUCCACAAAUGUGUGAUGCUUCCAGCUGAAUAUUCAUCUUCACCUGCAGCUCGACUUCAGACUGAACUGAUCAGGAUGCGAUCAAUAAGGACAAUUUGACACCCUGAACAACAGCAGCUUGAAAGCAGAAUAAUUCAUUUAGACGGUUCAGAAAUGUCACCAACAUACUUAUUUUCUUAAAAAAGCACCUGAUUGUGUUGCGUUUCCUUUUCCUGUCAGUUGUUGACCUACAUGAUGUGAGUUAAUGACUUUUCUGUGGUUUAUUUACAUUCACUAAAAACCAUGUGUCAUUCAAUAACCUACACAUUGUCAUUCCAUACUCAUCACAUGCUGAUUCUUGGCUAAGACGUCACAUUUCAACACAAAGGGUAUCCUUAGAAGCAUAAUCUCCCAGGAUGUGAGCCCAAAACACAUCUAGAUAAUGCAGUAGUUACAGUCUGGCUUUGUUUAGGCAUAAAAAUAACUUGAUUAAGGCUAGAAAAGGAGUUUAGGGCAUAGGUUGGCAACCUUUCCAAUCUAAAGAGCCAUUUUAGGACAGAAAU
Messenger RNA from Sphaeramia orbicularis (orbiculate cardinalfish), 7640 nucleotides. RefSeq lists its product as uncharacterized. Bases 311 to 6748 code for a protein of 2145 amino acids. The transcript has 26 exons. Gene Ontology annotation, molecular function: guanyl-nucleotide exchange factor activity. The record is from RefSeq and is a predicted model, not a curated record. NCBI's taxonomy places the organism in Eukaryota, Metazoa, Chordata, Actinopteri, Kurtiformes, Apogonidae.